UGGGUUAGACCUUAAAUGACCUUAAGGGAUGCCUUUCCCCAUCGAUAUGGGACACCCACUAUAUUGCAACUAUCUCAACAGAGAUCAUAAACUACAUGAAAUCAACAUCAACACCAGUUGCAACGAUAUCAUUUAAGGGAACAAGAAUUGGAGACAAGCACACGCCAACAGUUGCUUACUUUUCUUCUAGGGGACCAUUUGUGCAGAGUCGGGGCAUACUAAAGCCGGACAUUGUUUUCCCUGGAGUGAAUACCCUUGCAGCGUGGCGAACCCCUAUAGGAGGAGUUGCAGCAUUGUUGAAGAGCGCACAUCCAAAUUGGUCUGCAGCUGCAAUUAAAUCCGCAAUCAUGACAACAGCUGACCUCGUCACUUGA
This is a messenger RNA of Solanum dulcamara, 374 nucleotides long. RefSeq names its product subtilisin-like protease 1. NCBI's taxonomy places the organism in Eukaryota, Viridiplantae, Streptophyta, Magnoliopsida, Solanales, Solanaceae. The record is from RefSeq and is a predicted model, not a curated record. Gene Ontology annotation, molecular function: serine-type endopeptidase activity. The transcript has 2 exons. Gene Ontology annotation, biological process: proteolysis. The coding region runs from base 96 to 374 and encodes 92 amino acids.